Cyphomyrmex costatus is the source of this 2131-nucleotide messenger RNA. It is a transcript of the gene Rab21, whose product is annotated as RAS oncogene family member Rab21. Lineage: Eukaryota; Metazoa; Arthropoda; Insecta; Hymenoptera; Formicidae. Gene Ontology annotation, molecular function: GTPase activity; GTP binding. Gene Ontology annotation, biological process: Rab protein signal transduction. The record is from RefSeq and is a predicted model, not a curated record. Bases 537 to 1241 code for a protein of 234 amino acids. The transcript has 4 exons.
GUAUGAACGAGUACGAGUCGACUGUAGGCAACUGUAGAUCCCAUGGAUUCCAUAGAAACUGAUAGAAACGCGCCGAACAUGUGACGUAUUAUGACGAUCGUGACACGAGGAAUGGCACUAAUUAGGCACUAAUGGCACGGGGGCGGGACGGAACAGCUGAUCUUCGCCGCGUUCCACGACAUCGUCCUUCCUCAAUCGACGACAGCUAAUUCGUCAAUUGCCAUCGGCGUCGAGACGGUGGUCGCCGAUUGGAUUGGACGAGCACGCGACGGAGACAAACAGACAGCUGGCGCGCAUCCGUGACUGACUUCACUUGACUACCGAAUCGAACCGAAUCCUCUCCGAGGCCGCGAGUUGUGCUAGGCGGCCACGUGAAUCUGCGUGAAUUAACCCCUUCCCCCCUCCCCCGCCGACUACUCCCCGUCACCCGCUGGGACAUUUUUAGACGGCUUGGACUGGCUUGGACGGCCGAGAGCUCGGUCUCACCUGUCUCGUGUGGUCUACUCUGGUUCGGGUCCGGACGGAUUAUCGGGAUUAUGGCCAGCCCGGUGGUCGGCACCGGAUAUAAUUUCAAAGUGGUUUUGCUCGGCGAGGGAUGCGUCGGCAAGACCUCGGUCGCCCUUCGCUACGUCGAGGACAAGUUCAAUGACAAGCACAUCACCACGCUACAGGCGUCGUUCCUGAAUAAGAAACUGAAUAUCAAUGGGAAGAGAGUAAACUUGGCAAUAUGGGAUACUGCCGGACAAGAGAAAUUUCACGCAUUAGGACCAAUUUAUUACAGAAUGUCCAAUGGUGCCAUUCUCGUGUAUGACAUUACGGAUGAGGAUACCUUUCAAAAGGUAAAGAACUGGGUGAAGGAGCUUAAGAAGAUGUUAGGUAGCGAAAUUUGUUUAGUGAUAGCAGGUAAUAAAAUGGACCUAGAAAAGGACAGGAAUGUUGCUGUAGAAGAAGCCGAAGAGUAUGCCAAACAGGUAGGAGCUAUGCAUUUUCAUACAUCCGCCAAGCUGAACCAGAACAUCGAAGAGAUGUUUUUGGAUUUGACGCAACGCAUGAUGCAACGUACAGAUGAGGCUGAGCAAAGGUCCACGCUCACGAGGACCAAUAGUACGCGUCGCAAUGUUGUGAUGGUCGAGGACAAGGCAGAACAAACUCAAUCGAGUAGAAGUUUCUGCUGUGGCGGUGGUGGUAGUAGUAGUAGUGGUGGUAACGGCGGUAGCGGCGAUAACGGCAGUUUUUCAUAGAUCUUUAAAAUCAAUUUACGUUCGAUCGCAGAUGCAAGGUCUAAUUUCAGUAAUCCACAAAUUAUGUACAAGAUGGCGUAUCUCAGGUGUGACAAGUUACUGUCGAUUGUCAUAUUACAAAUAUUUCAUCUUGUAUGUAUACGAGGGGACAAGUGCGUUACAUAUGUAUGAGUGUGCACGUGUAUGACUAUAUAUAUAUAUGUAUGUAUAUUUUUAGCUGCAGCCUUUCAUUGCCUUUUGUGAACAUCGUGGGAUAAGCCUCCUUUUCCUAGAUUUGCCUCUCAAGUAUUUUCGUCGUCUUGACGAGAUCUAUCUUUUGAAAUGAUUCCUUAUUCACAGCAAUCGCGAAGCAACGUAUAAUGUUGCUUCUUUCUAAUAAAUCAUUCCAAAGGCUACUUUGUUUCAUGUGUGUGUGUGUGUGUUUUUCUAUUACUUAAAUCAUGCGUUCAUAAUGAUGAAGCAGUCUGAAAUAUCAAUUUUGCCAUCUAUUGUAGCUGUUUUGAACUUCUGAAUCUCCGUGCAGUCGUAAAAAUUUUAUAAAAAACAAAAAGGAGGUGAAUGCCUCAUAAAAAGCAAAAAGGAGGUGAAUGCCUCGUCCAGAUCAUUAUCCUGUUUUCCCAGUGCCGUCUUUCGAUAUAUGUUGUAAUCUUUGCAAUUCACAAAUUGCUUUAAGUUGAUUAACUAAAAAUUAGGUAAUUAUUAAACAGCGCGGUCUCGUCGCGAGACGAGAGUAUUUUUAAGGAAGAAAUAAAAGAAGACUUUCGGCUUUUAUCCAAAAUGAUAGUUCGAGUUAUUGUAUAUAUUAAGUGCCGAUAAUUUUUGUUGUAUUAAUUUGGAUCGUAUAUAUUAAGUAACAUGCAAUAUGUUUAUUCAUCUCAAGUUAUAUAAAU